AUGAACCCCAAGAGAAAUUUGCACAGCGAGUUUGAGGCGCUGAGACGGCACAAGGCCAUGUACGACAUCGACCAUGCGGACAAAACGGUAUUCAUAUCGACGAAGAUACGCAUUUCACCAUCUACAUGUCCUUUGAAGGGCAUUUCGAGUUCGUUCUGCUGCCCAGUAUGGUCUCUCGUCGUUUCAUUCGAUGUCACGGCGACUGAGAACCAUGGUAAGAUUCUUUCCGUGGCAUUGGGAUCAAGAAGGACUGUACUG
Molecule: messenger RNA, 258 nt
Organism: Acaulospora colombiana
Lineage: Eukaryota; Fungi; Glomeromycota; Glomeromycetes; Diversisporales; Acaulosporaceae
Source: the annotation of a GenBank genome assembly